Clunio marinus is the source of this 2640-nucleotide messenger RNA. The record is from the annotation of a GenBank genome assembly. NCBI's taxonomy places the organism in Eukaryota, Metazoa, Arthropoda, Insecta, Diptera, Chironomidae.
AUGUCAAGCGAAGAAGAAAAUCAGGAAUUUCCAUUCUUGGGUGUUGCUUAUCAGUUUAUUGAAUCUGAAAAUAUUGAGAGUAUUUAUGAUGCAUUGGGAUUUUCUGGACGUUUCGACCAUAGUUACAUGAAUUAUGAUGAAUGCACGGUCGUACUGAGUCGAGGAAGUGACGCUUGCUGGUCUGCCGAGCAAUAUUACACUUUUGGAAGUAUCUGGUUACUCAAAAGAAGAAAAAAAUUCAGACCCGGAGAAGUGUUUCGAGAAUUUGUUCCAAAAAAUGGAAAAUCUGCUGGUUUCAUUGAAUUCGAUGGAAAUCGAAUUCUACAUCUUGUACAAGGAGAAAAAACCAUUGAAACGAUGCGAGUUUUUGAUGACAAUGAAAUGAUCACGACAAUUAAAGUAGAUAAUAUGGUGGCGAAAAAAUAUUACAAAAGGGCAGAAGUAACAACGAAAAGAAAUAUUUUUAAAGCAUUUUUAAAACGAUUGAAUUCAACCAAUUCACUACCGAAAAAACCUCCUGCUGAAGAGAUAAAUGUUCAAAAAGUCAAGCUAAAAGCAUCCGAUCUUAGAAGACUUUUAUCAUUAGCUAAAUCAGAGAAAUGGAAAAUCAUCGCUGCGAUCGGUUGUUUAGUGAUUUCUUCAUCUAUAACCAUGGCAGUUCCAUUUGGUUUAGGAAAGAUUCUUGAUAUCAUAUACUCAAGUGAAUCCGCAAAUGACAGUGGCAUUGCUAAAAAUAAAUUAAAUCAAUUUUGCCUAUUUUUAAGCGUUAUUUUUAUCAUCGGUGGUGUAACCAAUUUUGGACGUGUUUACUUAUUUAAUAAUGCAUCUUUAAGAAUAACAACGAGACUGCGACAAAAUCUUUAUGACCGAAUGAUGAAACAAGAUUGCACCUGGUUUGACACAAAAGGAACUGGAGAACUUGUUAAUCGAUUGUCAACUGAUACGUACAUGGUUGGUAACUCAUUAAGUCAGAAUUUAUCUGAUGGUCUUCGAUCAACAGCGAUGGUCAUUGCUGGAACAGGAAUGAUGAUUUAUACAUCUCCAAAUCUUGCACUUGUGGGGAUGUGUGUUGUUCCUUGUGUCGCUGGUGGAGCAGUGAUUUAUGGUCGAUUCCUUCGCAAUAUUACUCGAGAGUAUAUGGACAAAUUGGCAGAAGUUAUAAAAAUAAGCGAAGAACGAAUUGGUAAUAUUAGAACUGUAAAGAUUUUCAGUCGGGAAAACUUUGAAAAUAAACUUUUUACAAAUGAAUUAAUGAACAUGCUCGCAAUUGGAUAUCGUGAAACAAAAGCACGAGCGAUAUUUUAUGGAAUGACAGGAUUAUCGGGAAAUGCAAUCAUAAUGUCGGUUCUUUAUUAUGGUGGAACACUUGUGAACGAAGGGCAAAUGACAAUUGGAGCAUUGACAAGCUUUAUAUUAUAUGCUGGCUACACUGCCAUCUCUUUAGGAGGCUUAAGUAAUUUCUAUACGGAACUGAAUAAAGGCGUCGGUUCAGCUACGAGAAUUUGGGAGAUUCUCGAUCGAACUCCAAUUAUUCCAACUCAUGGUGGGCUUAUUCCAGUUGAAAAACCACGAGGUGAAAUUAUAUUUGAUAACAUUUCAUUUAAUUAUCCGACACGAGCUGAUGCUGAUGUACUGAGAAAUAUGAAUAUGAAAAUUGAGGCUGGAACAAUAACUGCCGUUGUAGGACGAUCAGGGUCAGGAAAAUCUUCAAUUGCUUCACUUUUAAUUCGACUUUACGAUCCACAAAGCGGAAAAAUUUAUCUCGAUGGAAGAAAUCUUAAAGAACUUGAUCCAUCAUGGUUGAGACGGAACAUUGGAACUGUUAAUCAAGAACCUGUUUUAUUUAGUGGAACUAUAAGGGAAAAUAUUCUUUAUGGACUUGAAGAAAAUCAAACAAUAUCAGAGGAAGAUUUUCAACAAGUCAUUGAAGAAGCUCACGUCUCUGAUUUUGUGCAAAUACUUCCGGAUGGGUUAAAUACUGUUGUUGGACAACGUGGCAUGAUGUUGUCCGGUGGUCAAAAACAACGUGUGGCAAUUGCACGAGCAUUAAUUAAGAAUCCGUCAAUCUUAAUCCUCGAUGAAGCAACAUCAGCACUUGACACGGUUUCCGAACAAUUAAUUCAAAAAGCACUCGAAAAUUUAACAAAAGGGAGAACUGUUCUAACAAUAGCACAUCGUUUAAGUACUAUUAGGAAUGCAACAAGUAUUGCCGUACUUCAAGAUGGUAAAAUAAUUGAACAAGGAAACUACAAUCACCUUAUGACGACUACAAAUGGAGUUUUUAGAGAACUCGUUGAACGACAGACAUUCGCAUCAAGUAAAAGUUGAUUUGCUGCAAUAAGCUUUAGCAUAAAACAUAAUAAAUGUAAUGACAGGGGUUUGAAUAAAUAUUCAGAAAUUAAUGUUAAAAAUUGUUCACAUUCAUAGUAAAACUAAUUUUGUUUUAUUUAUUAAAAUAGUUUUCAUCUACAAAAAAUUCGGUUAAAACUUUUUAAACAAAAUUCAUUGCUGUUAAUUUAAAUUAAAAUUAAUAAUAAUAAUCGUCAGAAGAACAUUUCUAGUUAUAAGUUUAAAUGUUUAUGUCAAUUAAUGCAAAAUCUUCCGAUCAUAAAUUAAAGUUGCAUUGAGUUUUUAUUUAAA